AUGAACGUUGUUAUCUAAUCCCUAUGGCAUCUAUAUUCUUUUAGAGAGAAUUUUAUGAGCUAUAAGAAUCACAGGCAUUCAGAUAAGGAAAUAUACCUAAGAGUCAGAAAAGCAGCCAUAAUUAGAGAGAGAAGAGGCUCUGUCUCUGAUUUUAAUAUAAAGCCUUAACCUACUUCUCAUACUUAGAAUUAGGAUGACUAGAGUUAAGUACAAUAGUUUGAUUAAUUAAGAAAGAGUGAUGUUAAAGAAGAAAGUAAAGAUGAUCUUUAAAAUCUUAAUAACAGAAGACUUCCGAUGGACGAUUUAUUUACGAAAGAAGAUCUAGAGAAGCUUAAGCAAGAAAUUGAGUUUAAAUUUGAUAAAGAAGUUAUUAAAACUGUAAAAUAGUCAGAUGUUUGCUUGUAUUGCAAUCUACUAGAUCUCUUUACUAAGUACGAAUAUGAUCAAGGAAAAGUGCUUGAACCGAAAAAAGUCAGGCAAAGUUUAGAGCAAAUUUUCUUGGAUCAAAAUGAAGACUUUAAAGAUGGAAAAAUGGGGUGUGCUCAAGAGACUCUCGAGGGUAUACUUAAUUAUCUCCAUCGGGAGUAUUUGUUUCCUAACUAUAUUGAGUAGUAUCUGCUCAUGGAUAAGGACAAUAAAUUCAAGCUCGAUAUGGAUCUAGACGGUACUGGUUGCUCACCAAAAUGCCCGGCUCAUUAAACCUUUGGAUUAGAUGUUUGUUUGAUCUCACUUUGCAAAUCAUGCAAGGUUUUAGAUGAUGUAUAAUAGAUUAAAAGGGAACUAGUGCACUAAGUAUAUGUGAGUGAGCUUUUCCAAACUAUUAAAGAAUAUAAAUUAGAAAAUGAUUUCACUAGAAUCUUAAAAUAAAUUAUUGUUGGAGAAUCUGACUUUCAUUCAUAAUUUUAGGAACCCAGCAUAUGCUCGCAAUGUAAAAUACCUCAAAAGAUUUAGGAUAAGUGGUUACUAGAAAUACCUAAUAUCUAUACGUUCAAUUUUUAGUAUAGCUACAUAGAUGAAGAUAGUUCGUAGUCAAGGAGUAUUAUUAAGGAUCUGUUUAAUAUAAUCCCGAAUAAAAUUGAUCUAAAAUCUUUUCUAAUGGUCAGUGAAAAGAGCUACUAAAACACAGUAUUCAUUUUAAGAGGGAUGAUAACUUAUUAUGGUAAACAUUACAUAUCCUAUUUUUAUUCCUAAAAACACGAUACUUGGGUUCAGUUCAACGAUCAAUCUUUGAAGUCUAUUGGAAAUUUCUAGGAGGUAAUGAGACGCUGCAUAAAUGGUAAGCAAUAGCCAACUACACUCUUCUAUGAGAACUAAGAAGUGAUAAUAAAUGUAAUAGAUACAAAAACCUCUGAAAAAGAUGCUAAAAUGCAUAAGAAAAGAGAAAAGAGAUAUUAUUUCACUGAUAAGUCUCUUUAAAAGAAUAACUUCUGGAUCUAUACACCCAAAGAUGGAGGGAAAAGUAAUUGUAGUUUAUUUUAGUGA
Messenger RNA from Stylonychia lemnae, 1482 nucleotides. The record is from the annotation of a GenBank genome assembly. NCBI's taxonomy places the organism in Eukaryota, Ciliophora, Spirotrichea, Sporadotrichida, Oxytrichidae.